GAUUCUCUCUUUUGCUCUCUUCUUUAAGAUAAAAAACAAAUAGAUAAGCAAAAAUGGCGACAGCAACAAUGAGUGAAAUUGAAUUACAAAAAGAAAUAUUUGAUAAAAUAUCAAAUAAUGAUACAAUUGGAUUAAAAACAUUGUUAAGUUCAUUUAAAGUUAAAAUACAAUGUGUUGAUGAGCAUGGUAUGAGUCCACUUCAGUAUGCUUGUUUCAAGGGUAACAAAGAAAUAGCACAGAUGCUUCUUGAUCAGGGAGCAGAUGUUAAUUUUUGUCAACAUGAACAUGCAUAUACUGCAUUACAUUUUGGUGCAUUAAGUGGUGAUGCUGAUUUGUGCAAUUUAUUAAUGAGCCAUGGUGCUAAAAUAACAAGUAAAAAUAGUGUUGGAAGAACAGCAGCACAAAUGGCUGCAUUUGUUGGUAAUCAUAGUUGUGUAUCAGUUAUUAAUAAUUAUAUACCAAUUGCUGAUAUUGAUUACUAUAUUAAACCACAAGGUUUACGUACUGAACCAAUGUUACCACCUCAUCUUGCUGAUUCAUUUCAUAAAUUUAUCAUGCAAGUUAAUGUUCAUCCAGUUAGAAUAGCAAUGACACUUCAAAAAUGUCUUGGGCUUGUUGAUAAUCUUGAAAAGAUUCAUAAAGUUUUGGAGUCAAUGAGACAAAGAGAAAUGACACGUGGUGCUGAUACAAAUGAAGUAAUGGCAUUUAAAUAUCAUUAUUUAUCAUGUGUCGUACAAGAAGUUAUAAAAUGUCAAAAAUUACUUGAAGCAAGAAAAAAUGAUAAUAAUUUACAAAAUGAUAAAAUAAAAACAACAGAUCCAAUUGAAUUUUUUAUUCGUAAAUUAUUAAAACAUAAUUCAAAAAAUGAUAUUAAAACAUUAAAUUUUAAACCAGAAUAUCAAGAAUUAUUUUUACGUGAAACAGUACGUGAAUUUCCAUUUAGAGAAAGUACAAUAUUUCGUCAAAUGGUUGCAACACUUGCUGGUACUGAUCCACCAUCAGCAUCAUCAGUUGUAUCAGCAGCAAUAAAUGGACAACGUGCAUUUGUUGAAUUAUCACAAAUGUGUGUUACAUGUGGUGAAGAUAAAGCUAAUAAAAAAUGUAGUAAAUGUAAAGCUGUACAAUAUUGUGAUCGUGAGUGUCAACGAUUACAUUGGUUUUUACAUAAAAAAGAAUGUACAAGACUUGAACAACCAUCAAUUGUACAAACAAAUAACACAAAAAUUAUUGAUGCUGAUGAUAAAAUUAAAAUUGCCGAUGCAAUUAAACAUGAAAUUGAUAAUUUAACAAUAAAGUAAUGUACAAAUUUAUCAUUUUAAUUAGUUCAAUUAUUAUUUGUAAUUAUUUUUUGUUUUUCAUUCUCAUUUUUUUUUUUAUCUUUGCAUUUAAUUAAUAAUUAAAAAAUUAUUAUUUAUAUUUAUUUAAUUUUACCAAUUUUCAUUGGAUAUAUUAUUUAUUUAUAUUAAAUUUUCUGAAAGUUUAAUAACAGAGUUAUCAAGAAUGAAUGAUAAUCGUCCAAAAGAUCCAAAAAAAAAAAAAAAUUAUUAACUUUCACCGGACCUCGAACGACAGUUUGGUCCGAUGAUCAAUACGUUACAAAAGUGUGUGAAAGUAUUUUAAACUCUUUACUUAUUAUAUUAUUCCAAAAAAAAAACAAAUUUAAUUUUUCAAUUAUUAUUAUUUUGUUAAUUUAAAAAAUACAUACUUUUUUUUUUUGUUUAAUGGACCAAAGAAGAAAUAAAUAAAUUUAAAAAAUAUAUAGAAAAUAAUUCAACAAUAUUAUGUUGUUAAUAAAAAAAUAAAUAAAAAUAAAAACAAAGUGAAAAUAUUUAAAAAUAAUAAUAAAAAAAGAAACGGUACUUGAGUAUAAUAUUUUAAAACAAAAAAAAGUAUUUCCGAAUGUUGAAGGAAGAGUAAAAGGAAACAGUAAAAUAAAAAAAAAAAAAAAUAUGAAUUGAACUGGCGGGGGCAAUGAGGCACAAUGACGAUAAUAAAAUUGGCGAAUCUUUAGUCAACGAAUCAAGCGUAUCGAGUUAGCAUCAUCGGUGUAAUUAAUUUGUUUUCUAAAUUAAAAAAAAAAAAAAAAAUGAAUAAACUAAAUUUAAUAUUAAUAAUUAUAUUUAUUAAAAAUUCAAUUUGUAU
Aphidius gifuensis is the source of this 2142-nucleotide messenger RNA. RefSeq names its product ankyrin repeat and MYND domain-containing protein 2. Gene Ontology annotation, molecular function: protein binding. NCBI's taxonomy places the organism in Eukaryota, Metazoa, Arthropoda, Insecta, Hymenoptera, Braconidae. The transcript is spliced from 3 exons. The record is from RefSeq and is a predicted model, not a curated record. Bases 54 to 1298 code for a protein of 414 amino acids.